AUGUCGAGCCAACCGCCAGGGACUUUCUUGCCAAACACCAAAGUUACAGUGGGCAGCCACAAGGUGUACAUUGAGAAGUACCUGUCCGAGGGGGGCUUCGCCCACGUCUACGUCGUUCGAGUCCCACGGGAGCACGGCAAGCAUGAGAUUGCGGUGCUCAAGCRGGUUGCCGUGCCCGAUAAGGAGCACCUGUCCAACAUGCGGACGGAGGUGGAAACGAUGAAGAAGUUGAAGGGCCACACACGCAUCGUGACAUACUACGACAGCCAUGCCAACCAGCUGAAAGGCGGCGGAUACGAGGUCUUCCUUCUCAUGGAGUACUGCAGCGGUGGCGGUCUGAUUGAUUUCAUGAACACCCGACUGCAGCACCGUUUGACGGAGCCGGAGAUUCUCAAGAUAUUUGGCGAUGUGGCCGAAGGGGUAGCCUGCAUGCACUAUCUUAAACCUCCCCUCCUUCACCGAGAUCUUAAGGUCGAGAAUGUUCUGAUCUCCAAAGCUCCGGGCAGCGGCACUCCAAUAUACAAGCUGUGCGAUUUUGGCAGCACGGCAGCCCCGAGGCCGGCGGCGAAGACGGCGGAAGAGGGCAGACUUAUCGAAGAGGAUGUGCAGAAACAUACGACUAUGCAGUAUCGGAGUCCAGAAAUGAWCGAUGUCUGGAGGAAGCAGCCAAUCGACGAGAAGGCGGACAUCUGGGCUCUGGGAGUCCUGCUCUACAAGCUGUGCUACUAUACCACGCCUUUUGAGGAUGUUGGACAAAUKGCCAUACUGAAUGCGAGCUACAAGUUCCCAGCCUAUCCUUCCUUUUCCGAUCGGCUGAAGAAGCUCAUCGCUUCGAUGCUGAAAGAGGACCCUGCCAGACGGCCAACGAUCUAUCAGGUUAUUAAGGAGAGUUGCAGCAUGCGCGGUACUGAAGUGCCGAUUAAAGAUAUCUACGCCAACAGGACCCAGUCCGAAGCACGCAGAAACGAGUCCCUGCCUUCGCCCGACGCCCUAUCCUCUGCACCGGUUGGAWUGCAGAAGGUGGCGCCUCAAGUACAAGUCCACGCUAUUCCAGAUGUGGCGCCCAUGCGAAGAGGUCGGCCAACCUCAGUACAGCCGGUCAGUGCUCCCAAAGCAACUCCAUCUCCUGCAAACGGUGACCCUUUUGCCGCUCUGGAUUCCAAGAACUACAGCGUGCGGGCUGGAGCUGUAGACGAGCUCUCUGCGCGUUUUCCGUCACUGGAUGAUUUCUCAAUCGCUGUGGAUGGUGGAAAGAAGUUUGCAUUUUCAACCUCCCCCAAAUCUGAAGCCAGCCCAAAGCCCCAGAGCAACCUUAGCGAGCGCGUCACUCACGCUCUAGCCGAUGAGGUCUUCUCGCCACCAUCCACCACCUCAAAAGCCGAUGCUCCAAGACCGGAAAGGCAGAGUGCGCCCGCAAACCCAGCAAUGACCCUGGAACAGCCACUUUCCGUCCGACCAGGCACGAACAACUAUCGAUCAACAGCUGUAGGUUCCUCGCCACCACCUACCCCAAAGCUUCCUGAGCUCAACAAUCGGCCAAUCUGGAGAGUGUCUGAUCACGCUCGAUCUCCCAGUCAGCCACGACCAUUAGAGUCUGGUCAAGCUGCCGCAUCGUUGUUACAUCCGAGCUUGCCCCCAACGCAUCGACCUGCUCUGCUCGACAUUCAUCGCUCAAAAUCGCAAACAGCGAUGGUUGCAGAGCAGGCUUCGAUUUCUUCUCGACCUUCUCUUGACGGACACCGCCCCUCACAAGACGUCGGUGAUGAAUCCUCCAGCUUUACGAGAACAAAGUCCCUCAACACUCGUUCGCGGCCCUCUAGCAUGUAUGUCAACUCUGACAUGGAUUAUCUACGUGACCAGGAGCAAUUGCGGAGAAGGCCCUCUAUCGAACCUCGCCGCAGCAGUAGACAGCCCUCUCAGUCGCCGCCAGAGGAGAGCUCCAUCACCGACAACAUAGCAUAUCUGCGCAAUUCAGAGGAAAGUGAUCGGAAGUUGAGCACAAAAGGCCAUCACAAAAAACGGUCGAGUCUCAAUACCAUUGGUAGGAAUAUGCUCGGUGGACGCUUCGGCGACGCGUUCAAGCGGUUCGAGGGCAGCCCUAAAAACGAAAGCGUGCUUAUCACACCGGAGCCACGCGCGACAGAAGACGAACCCGAAAUGCUGUCUCCUAUUAUUGGCUCUGAGGCGACACGAAGCAGACAUUCCGACAUGGAGGACGAGACCGAAGAGCUUCCAAUAGAGGUUCAGCGGGAGCUGGAACGCCAGCGACUCGGGCAGGAAGAGAAGAGAGUUGCGGAGGCGGCUGCAGACUACCGAGCACGAGUAGCAGCUCAGGGUCCGGGUAUGGCGCCUCCACCAAGCAGAGCAAGCACCAUUCAGAAGCGGGUGCAGUCUCUGCUUGAUGAGGGACGACAAUCACCUUCGAAGAAGACGGCCGAAGGCUACGGCCGAUACACUAAUAGUCCUGCUCCUAGAGAAGGGCCCGACUCGAGACCCGCUUCGCGACCCAACGUAGUCAUGCAAAGUGGCGGACCUCCUUUGAUAGCCCGUAAGCCCAUGGUCGAUCCAAGCACCUCCAACAACCCAUACCCAAGAACAAGACAACACCAGCAACCCUUCUCGCCACAGCCUAUGUCGUCUCCUGACCUACCUCCACAGCCUCCAGCGGCUUCACUGGAACAGAACAACCUGCAAAGGAUUGUAUCUCGUCCGAGUGCGCCUCCUAAACCCAAAGCUCUUCGGACUGGUGGCGCUGUGCAAUGGCCACCUCCACAAUCUCCAACCAUGAUCGAAAGCCCCGCCGCCAUAAAGCCGACAUCGGGGCUCGCUGCUCUGCUUGCGAAAGAUCUUGAAGGUGUCCCCGACUACCCUCCCAUGUCUGGUAGUGGUAAUCAACGUCAGAACCAAAUACCUCAACCUCACCGAACAGCUAGCGCCGUCCCCACAGGCAUUGAUGAGUUGGAAAGCUUCAGUCAGCGAUAUCCGAGCUUGAGCGGAAUCGAAAUGGUAGAGACGGAGAUUGAAGGGAGUGGUGGAGAUACGAGAAUGUUGCGGAUGAAGGAGAUUUAA
Ramularia collo-cygni is the source of this 3069-nucleotide messenger RNA. RefSeq names its product related to serine/threonine kinase ARK1. The coding region runs from base 1 to 3069 and encodes 1022 amino acids. The record is from RefSeq and is a predicted model, not a curated record. Gene Ontology annotation, biological process: actin filament organization; actin cortical patch assembly; peptidyl-threonine phosphorylation. The transcript has a single exon. Gene Ontology annotation, cellular component: cytoplasm. Gene Ontology annotation, molecular function: protein serine/threonine kinase activity; ATP binding. NCBI's taxonomy places the organism in Eukaryota, Fungi, Ascomycota, Dothideomycetes, Mycosphaerellales, Mycosphaerellaceae.